CUGGAAAUGGGCCCUGUUGAACUGACACCGAUAAAAGAGGAAGCGGAGGACGAGGAGUCGAUCACCGAGAAAAGCUACCCGAUGAAGGAAGAAGAGGCUUCUUCUAGUCCGAGAAGACACGACGAAAAACAUGACACGACUACUUCUACUUAUGUGUCAGUGUCUACGAGGAGAGAACACAAACCUAAUCGAGCCGAAAGGAAUUUUUGGUCCAGUCUAGGAAUCGUAGACCCAGAUCACGAAGAUCAGAGUGAAGAGCACAGUGACGAUCACGAUAAUCACAGUGAAGAUCACGAUAAUCACAGUGAAGAGGAUGAGCAGCAUGAAGGAGCUUUUACUGGAGAUGACGCUGGAGUUAUUUCUUCAAAUGGAGAUGACGCUGUCGCACACUCCUCUGACGUAGAUUCUUCCUCCGAUGUAGAGAGCGUUGCUACAGAGGGCAAUCAUGGAACCACCGAGCCUUCGUCGUCUGAGGAUGUUGCUGCAGAAGCUGUGGUGGACGAUGCUGGCGCUGGCGUUUUAGAAGAUGCUGGCGUUUUAGAAGAUGCUGGCGUUUUAGAAGAUGCUGGUGAUUUAGAAGAUGCUGGUGAUUCAGAAGAUGCUGGCGUUUUAGAAGAUGCUGGCGUUUUAGAAGAUGCUGGUGAUCUAGAUGCUGCGUCCUUAGAAGAUCAAGACGCUGAUGCUCAAGAUGUUGCGUCCUUAGAAGUUGCAUUUGAGGAACCUGCUGAUGGCAGCACGACUUUCGAAAAUGGAAAUCCAGUGGAAGAUGAGACUUUUUCUACUGCAGCUCAAGACCAAGAAGGACCUCCCGAAGGAGAGGAGGUUGAAGGAACUGAAACAGAAGCAAAGCGACCAGAAGAGUCAACGGGUGUGUCUUCUGGAAGAGAAGCAGACGAACCUAAUAUAGAAAGAGAAGUUCUUGUGACAGACGAACCUCUAGUACCUCACC
Molecule: messenger RNA, 949 nt
Organism: Amoebophrya sp. A25
Lineage: Eukaryota; Dinophyceae; Syndiniales; Amoebophryaceae
Source: the annotation of a GenBank genome assembly